AUGCUGGUUUGGAAUAAGGAAUGCCAGGAAUACGAUUACGUCGUCAGCUCGGUGACUGCGAAAGUGAAGGGCGUGGCCGUUACCAACGAUUCCGAUCUGGAGGGAGCAUUAUGGGAUGUGGCCGAUCACAGUGGUCUAUCACAGGAGAAGAACUCCUUUUUUGUUGUUACUAAUGCAAUAGUCACAAAGAACCAAAGACAAGGCAGCUGUCCGGAAGUGCCUGAUUCUGGAAAAAAAUGCCAUUCGAAUAAGGACUGCACAAAGGGAUAUACUGACCAGAAGAGUAAUGGGAUUCAGACUGGCAAAUGUGUUGAUUUUGACUGGUCAGUAAAGACCUGUGAGGUCUUUGCCUGGUGUCCAAUCGAGAAAAAGAGGGUUGGUCCUAAACCUGCUAUCUUGGGAUCAGCAGAAAACUUAACUGUCUUAAUUAAAAACAAUGUUGGAUUCCCUAACUUCAAUUACACAAAUAGAAACAUUUUGUCUUACAUGAAUGAUACCUAUUUGCGACGCUGCAUUUUUAACCGAACGAUGGGUCCAUAUUGCCCGAUAUUCCGCCUGGGAGAUAUCGUCCAAGAAGCCAGGGAGAACUUCACAGAAAUGGCUAUUGAGGUUCGUUCCUCAUUGAAGAUCAACUGGGAAUGUAAGCUGGAUCAGUUGUUUCACAAAUGUGUACCAGAGUAUAGCUUUCAAAGACUGGACUAGAAAAACAGCAACAAGACCAUCUUCCCUGGCUUGAACUUCAGAUUUGCAAGAAACUAUAAGCAGAACAGAGUGGAAGAACGCACGCUGUUCAAGGCGUAUGGCAUCCGGUUUGAUGUCAUGGUUUUUGGAAAGGCAGGGAAAUUCAGUGCAGUUCAGCUGAUUAUAUACAUUGGAUCCACACUCUCCUACUACGCACUGGUGAGUCUGAAAACAAUUGCGAUAUACUGUGCUAAUGCGCCCUUGUCUAUAAAGUGCGUACACAGUUUAGCUAGUCCUGCAUCUCUUGAAGGUUAUUUCUUCCAUGUGCAUUGA
Molecule: messenger RNA, 1014 nt
Organism: Polyodon spathula (Mississippi paddlefish)
Lineage: Eukaryota; Metazoa; Chordata; Actinopteri; Acipenseriformes; Polyodontidae
Product: P2X purinoceptor 4-like
Exons: 9
Biological process (GO): monoatomic cation transmembrane transport; response to ATP
Cellular component (GO): plasma membrane; nuclear inner membrane
Molecular function (GO): extracellularly ATP-gated monoatomic cation channel activity; purinergic nucleotide receptor activity
Source: RefSeq, a predicted model, not a curated record